CUGGGCUAAGGGGCAAGGCCCGAGCACGGGCUAUCAGCAUUUCUUGCGUCAAUAAAUCUAAGCGGGAGGGGCAGGGCGUUGUGUAGGCACCGAUUCAGUGAGGACAGGUAAUUGGCCCGCCUCGCUGUCCGACUCCCAAGGAGGCGGGCUCAGCCAGCGAGCCCUGUCCUCAUAUUUCAAUAGCAAAUGAACUCUCCGGAGGUCGCGGUGAAGAAAUAGCUGUUGCUUCUUUCUUGUGUUUACCAGGUUUCCUCCUAAAGCACUAGGUAAACUUUCGUUGUAAAUUUGCAUCCGUUUUAAUAAUUAACUUACCCAAAUACGGAUGUCACGUGCCCUUAGCCAUCCAAGACAGCGCAACAGCGGCCCCUAGAGCGGAAAGAGGGGACGAAGGGCGGAAGUGCUGUAAAAGUCUGGCUUCGAGGGCGGAAGUGCUGCCCCGCUUUACGGUAGGGGAUUUGCGGGUGGUUCUAGCCGGGUUGAGCACACGUGCGGUGCACGGUAUCUGGACUCGAAAGGAACGGAGUAACCUCGGUAAUCCCUCUCAUGGCAGCCAUGGAAGAAGAAGAGCCCUCGAAGAACGAGCUGGUCAUGAGUGACGACGACGACGAGGAGGCUAACAAUGAAGAGGCAGCAAAAAAGCACCGUCAGCUUGUGGAUGCACUCAGCACCUUGUCUGGAGGGAAGCGACAGCGAACAGUUGAGCGAACUGAGGCAAGUGGUCACAUCUCUGAAUUCAGUGUCGGUGGUGCAGGCACAGGUGAGAAAGUACUUCUCUCGGAGCUGCUGCAGCCCAUUUCCGCCUCGCCAGCUCUGCGCCCCAUUCGAAAACAGCUGAACAAAGCCCAGCAGAAAAAGGCCACUGAGCUCCCACUCAGCAAGACGGAGAGCGAGCGGGUGGUGAGGGAAGCUGCUUACACCCAGACCUCUCAAGCGCUGGCAAAGUGGGAUCCGGUGGUGCAGCAGAACCGGCAAGCUGAACAGCUGAUCUUUCCACUGCAACAAGCGGGUGUGGCUGCCGCACCCGUCGAGGAAGUGAUAAGUGCUUGGCAGGCACGGACACCCCUGGAGCAAGAAAUCUUCAGUCUCCUCCACAAAGCCCACCAGCCUGUGAAGGAUCCACUUCUGACGCCCCAGGAGAAGGCCUCAUUGCAGGCCAUGAGCCUGGAGGAGGCUCAGAUGCGCCGGAGGGAGCUCCAGAGGGCUCGGGCCGUGCAGUCCUACUAUGAGGCUAAGGCCCGUCGUGAACGAAAGAUCAAAAGUAAAAGGUACCAUAAGGUGCUUCGGAAGGGCAAGAGCCGCAAGGUGCUUCAGGAGUUCGAGGCGCUGCGUAAAUGCAACCCAGAGGCAGCCCUGGAACAGCUGGAGAAGGUGGAGAAAGCCCGUGUGGAGGAGAGAAUGUCCCUGAAGCACCAGAACAAGGGCAGGUGGGCUAAAUCGACAGUCAUCAUGGCGAAGUACGAUCUGGAGGCCAGAAAAGCCAUGCAAGAGCAGCUGGCCCGAAACAAAGAACUGACACAGAAAGUCCACCUGGCAUCCGACAACGAGGAGGCAGGCAAUGGCUCGGAAGAGGAGGAAGGUCUCAUCCCGGACGUCGUCAAUGAAGGGCAGGCUGGGAUGCAUCUGGACAACCCCUGGAUGUUGGGGAAGCGCCCCACGGAGGCCGAGAAGGACCUGCCAGCUCCGCCAGAGAGCAGUGAAGAGAGUGAGGGAGAGGGGCCGCCUGUGUCCACAGAGGAGGCCCUGCUGCAAGGCUUUUCCGAACGCCGGCAGGGCCUGCAAAGUUUACAGGACAGCGCGGAGCUCGAGGGUCCGAACGAAGAGGAGACCCUGCCCUUGCUGCUGCCUGGCCCGCUUCCUCCAGCGCCCCUGAGCCCGGUGCCGGAGGGGCCCCUCUUGAGUGAGACGCUAGCACGGCUUCGCACCCCAGGCGAUUUGGAGGCCCUGGAGGCGGAGGACGUUCUGCAGGAAGGCAAGGUGCCGCCGCUUGAGGAUGCCGAGCUCCAGCAGCCUGCGGGAGCUGUGCCGUCGCCGCAGGCCCAGGGCAGCAGGCCGGCAGCCCCCAAGAAGGCGGCCAAGCGCAAGGCACUGGCUGAUCUGAAGGCGCACUUUGCGGAGGCGCCGCUCGUUGUGCAGUGCCCGCUGGUGCCUGCCGCUGUCCAGGAGGAGGCGGAGGAGGAGAUGAGCACAGAUCAGCGGCAGGUGAUCCAGGAGGCCUUUGCCAGUGACAACGUUGUUGCUGACUUCAUGAAAGAGAAGCGGCAAGCAGAAGAGGCCGGGAAGCCAAAAGCUAUUGACCUGGUGCUGCCUGGAUGGGGCGAAUGGGGAGGUGCUGGGUUGCGCCCAAGCCUCAAGAAGAGGAAGCGGUUCAUUAUUAAACCUGCACCAGGACCCCAACGGAAAGACCGACACCUGCCUCAUGUUAUCUUGAGUGAACAGCGCAAUAUUUUGGCUGCGGCUCAUCAGGUGAACCAGCUGCCCUUCCCUUUUGAGAAUAGCAAGCAGUUUGAGCGCAGCAUCCAAGCGCCCGUGGGCUCCACUUGGAACACUCAGCGUGCUUUCCAGCGACUGACGGCUCCCCGAGUUGUCACCAAGCCCGGCCACAUCAUCCGCCCAAUCACUGCUGAAGACGCCAACUUGACCCGUCAAAGGAAUGGGACCAAAGACAUGAGGGAGAAGCCAGAUUUGGAGCUAACCCUUCCUCCCGCUAAGCAUCCCACCCGUCGUACCUCCAAGAAGAAGGCCCGGUAGAACUAAUGCUAGGCUACCUUUGCCAUUGCAGGCUCCCGCUUUAGCCCAGCCUUUUCCACCUUGCACCCAUCCAGAUGUUUGGGAUAUCAGCUCCAGGCAGCACAGCAAAAGAUCAUGGUUGCUAGGGGGUGUACUCCAGAACAUCUGGAGGGUGCCAGCUUGGGGGAAGCUGCCUUAGUCAAACAGGUAUCUUGUUGACACUGCCCAAAACUGUUCUUCUACCUCUGCGCAGGCCUCUCCAACAUGGUGUGCUCCAGAUGUGUUAGAUUAUAACUCCUGUCUCUCACAGGCAUGCUUUGUGUUUCUCCCCCUUUGAUCUUCACAUCCUUUCCUGAGUUCAUGGGUUUCCCCAGGGUACAGUUUCUCAGAAGCCUCAAGUACUUUCCAGAGUCCCUGCCAACUUCGCACGGGCUGGUAUUGUCUCUGCACUGUUUCUGCCGUAACGAAAGAAACUGGUCCUGUUGCUUUGUCUGUGCAGCCAAUUCCUACUUAAUGGAAGAAGAAGAAAAGAGGCAGAAGUCAUUUGCUGUAGGGACUUGGUGGCAAAACCGAACAGAGAAAAGGGUCCGGGGCUUGCAAAGGUAUCAGUCUGACAGACAUACAUCUGAGUCCCAACAAUUUUGAACCCAGGCCUUUCUCAAGGAUGAAUUAUUUCUAAAAUGAAAUGGGGCGAUUGGAAUCUGAUUACCCAUUCAAGAAUAAUCCUUUAUAUCUAAACUCUCUAUACCUACUUAGACUCUCACACACAUACACCCCUGUGUAAAUAAAAAUGUUGAGAAAGUU
This is a messenger RNA of Varanus komodoensis (Komodo dragon), 3531 nucleotides long. It is a transcript of the gene UTP14A, whose product is annotated as UTP14A small subunit processome component. The record is from RefSeq and is a predicted model, not a curated record. Bases 544 to 2748 code for a protein of 734 amino acids. Gene Ontology annotation, biological process: rRNA processing. Gene Ontology annotation, cellular component: small-subunit processome; nucleolus. NCBI's taxonomy places the organism in Eukaryota, Metazoa, Chordata, Lepidosauria, Squamata, Varanidae. The transcript has 14 exons.